GGCGGGCGGCGGCGGGGGCUGCCGAGGCAACAUGAGCAGAGGCUGAGCGCGCGGCGGCGGCGGCGCGCGCACCGGAGCCGGACGGAGCCUCGGGGGCGCUGCGGCCGCGAGCACGCCCCCUCCCCUCCCCCUCCGCCCGGGGGGCCGGACUGUGCCGGCCCGCUCAGCCCCGCAGCGACGCCAGCAGAGCCCGCGGGACUGGCACCGCCCCCCGCCCCGAGCCCGCGGCCCCGAAGCCCUCCCCGCCUGGCCGACGUCUCCCCAAUGCGACCAUGGGAACUGGCGGUGACUAGGCGGCCUCCCUCCGACCCCUUGGCCCAGCGGCGCUUCUCCGGGGGUCCCUGCGGCGUCCCGGCCCAUCUCCGGCGAAGCCCGGCCACGCGGCGCCCUUGGGGUCGCCGGGACCGCCCCCCGGCCGCCGGGCCGGCCCAGGAUGAGAACGCGGCCCGGCCCCCGUUCCCGCAGCCGCCGCCCCGCGCCCCGCUAGAUGAGCCCCGAGCCUUCGCUCUCGCCAGCACAGCGCCCCGAAUGCUGCACCCGGCCGCCCACCCGCCCCAGCAGACGCCAUUCAUGGUCGAUCUCCACGAGCAGGUUCAUCAGGGCCCGGUCCCUCUGUCCUACACGGUUACCACGGUGACGGCCCAAGGCUUCCCCAUCCCUGGGUGCAGCACGCAGCAGCUCCCAGGAUGCUCCGUCAUGUUCAGCGGUCAGCAUUACCCCCUCUGCUGCCUCCCGCCCCCGCUGAUCCAGGCGUGUGCCCUGCAGCAGCUGCCCGUGUCCUACCAGACGUUCCCCCCGCUCAUCUCCAGUGACCAUUACAUCCUGCACCCCCCACACCAGCCGCCCCACAUGGCCCCCCUGGGCCAGUUCGUGCCUCUCCAGCCCCAGCACCCGCGCAUGCCUCUGCAGAGGAUAGACAACGACGUGGAGCUACGAGAACAGAACCCCAUCGGGGCCUUCACCUACACUCCCCCCUCCCACCACACCCCGGCCCUCUCCCCCUCCGUCCCCCUGCAUUACCUCCCCCACGACCCGCUGCACCAGGAACUGCCCUUCGGCGUGCCGUACCCUCCCAUGAUGCCACGGAGACUGAGCGCCCAGAGAUACCGACUGCAGCAGCCCCUGCCCCCGCCGCCCCCGCCCCCGCCUCCCCCGCCCCCGCCGCCGCCCUACUACCCCAGCUUCCUGCCGUAUUUCCUCUCCAUGCUUCCCGUGUCACCGACGGCCGUGGGCCCCACGAUCAGCCUGGAUCUAGACGUGGAUGACGUGGAGAUGGAGAACUACGAGGCGUUGCUGAGCCUGGCCGAGCGGCUGGGGGAGGCCAAGCCCCGGGGGCUGACCAAAGCCGACAUCGAGCAGCUGCCCUCGUACCGCUACAACCCCGAGAACCACCAGUCGGAGCAGACUCUGUGCGUCGUCUGCUUCAGCGACUUCGAGGCCCGGCAGCUCCUCCGCGUCCUCCCCUGCAACCACGAGUUUCACGCCAAGUGCGUGGACAAGUGGCUGAAGGCAAACCGGACUUGCCCCAUCUGCCGCGCGGACGCCUCGGAAGUGCACCGGGAGGCGGAGUGAGGGCCCCCGCCGCUCCCCCCCGCACGCCACCGCCGGAGACGGAGAGGACCUCGGGCGGCCCGGCCCGGCCCGGGGUCGGGGGGCGGGAGAACCCCGGCCCGCCUCAUCCAGCGAGGCCCCGGCUCCCCCCGGACUCGCACUCCCAGCCCCGGGGCCCCUCUCCCCGGCCCCCGGCCCGCCCGCCCGCCCGAGCCGGUUCUGGGACUGCGCGCGCCAUGG
Molecule: messenger RNA, 1791 nt
Organism: Ornithorhynchus anatinus (platypus)
Lineage: Eukaryota; Metazoa; Chordata; Mammalia; Monotremata; Ornithorhynchidae
Gene: RNF44
Product: ring finger protein 44
Exons: 11
Coding region: 265-1572 (435 amino acids)
Source: RefSeq, a predicted model, not a curated record